Ylistrum balloti is the source of this 4497-nucleotide messenger RNA. Its product is annotated as sorting nexin-25-like. Lineage: Eukaryota; Metazoa; Mollusca; Bivalvia; Pectinida; Pectinidae. The record is from RefSeq and is a predicted model, not a curated record. Gene Ontology annotation, cellular component: intracellular membrane-bounded organelle. The coding region runs from base 129 to 2990 and encodes 953 amino acids. Gene Ontology annotation, molecular function: phosphatidylinositol binding. The transcript is spliced from 23 exons.
AGAAUUCACUGCUGUGUUUUUGCUUCAAGUCACUGGAAGCUUAUCUUGGCCAAACCAAGAUCCGUUAGCUAAGCUGGUGAGAUGGACAUGGUCUCUGAGAUGACAAGAAGUUAAGUAUAAGUGAGAGGAUGAAUACGGCCCAGAGUGUAGUGUUGGGGUGUGGUGGACUGGUACUUGCUGUCCUCUACCAGUAUGAUUUCCUAUUUACAACCAUAUUUGUAAUCCUCCAUUUACUUGUGAUUGGUGCCGGUAUAUUUCUUGGGUCAUCAUGGUCACUGGUUCGAGGAAAACAGUACAAACCAACAUCAGCUCCUCCUGAAGAUUCAGCUGUCAAUAUGCUGAUACAAAAACUAAUGGAAAGGAAAGCUGAUAAGAGGGGGGAGCCAAAGAAAGUUGUGAUAUCCCGGAAUAUUGACCUUGCCCUUCAAGAAGUUAUUGAUUUGUCUCUACGUGACUUUGUUGUUACUUGGUAUGAAGAUUUGUCAAAGGACCAGGAAUCUCUACUGUCAGCUAUCAGGUGUGACAUUUGGAUCGUAAUUAAACAACUCAGCACCAGGUUAUAUAAAGUAGACAUGAUGAAGUUAAUCACGCAGGAUGUUGUAGAAAAACUUCAUGCUCACUUUACAGAGAUACGAAUUGCAGCCAAGAGUGGUGACAGCAGUGUUGGGGAUGAGAAAAAAUUCCAUCUACAUCCGUGGUUGGCUAGUGAGGCAUCUGAAAGGCAGUUCCUUAGCCAACUCUGUGAGGUGCUUCUUCUUAUAUUUCUCCCUGACAACUACAAUGGCUGUACCACUAUACGGCAUAUCCUCCGUGAAAUCAUCACAUCUGCAGGAUUGCAACCACUGGUAGACAUGGUGUGUGACCCAGACUACAUAAAUGAGAAGCUCAUUGCUUACAUUGACUACCGACGUCAAGUGUCGGAGGACACGCGGCGCACUUACUUGUAUGCUGCCAACUAUGAAGACUUUGUCAAGAUGAUUGGAAAAUGUGAAGACAUCGAGCAUUUAAAACAAAUCAGAUAUAACAUCAUAACAGAAAUUAUACAAGCUACAACUAUCAAGAAUCUGCAGCAGGAACAGGCUGGUACAGGUAAACCUGGGUCACCAAAAGGCAUGGCAAAGGGAGAGUUGUUAAAAUCCAGAAAUUUGAAAAGAUAUAUUAAUCAGCUGACUGUAGCUAAGUCUAAGUGUGAGAAGAGGAUCCGCUCUCUAGGUGGUCCAGAUUACAAGUACUACACAGACAAUGCUGAUGGUGACAACCAGGUUGAGAAGGUGAUGUCUUUUAAUGAAGUGAUGGAUUCACCCCUCGCUAGACAAGAGUUCUUUAAAUUCCUGAAAAGAGAUGAUAAUGAGUCCUUACUAGGAUUUUGGAAUGGUGUUGAGAAGCUGCGAUCUGCUGACAAGCGACAACAUCACCAGCUCGGCAGCAACAUUUUCUACCAGUUCAUCUCUAGUGCCACCACUGUGGUGAAAAUUGACCGGUCGCUUGUGAAAACCAUGGAGACAUUCUUAAAGGGAGAUACUGGCCCAGAUGCUUUCUUUGAGGCUCAGGACCAAGUAUAUCAGGUACUACAGAAAGAUCACUACCCCUCCUUCCUUGUGAGUGACAUCUAUUACCGAUUUAUAAUGAGUGAUGAUGAUGAACGCAUGGAAGCAGUGUCUGUUUCUUCUAAAGACCAGUUCUUCUUUGGACCCACUGAAAGCUUCCUGGAGCCACAAGAUGAAGAUGACUCUGAUGAUACAGAUCUUUUUGCCACUGAGUCGUAUGCAGCUAAGCAGAGACUCGAGAUGCUUGAUGAAAAGAUUCGAAACAAGACACAAGCCAUCCAGGCUGUUAAAUCAUCAAAGAAAACAGAUGAUGCUAAGAUUGGUAAAGUAGAGAAGGACAUGGAGAAGGAGAGGGAGAACUUGAUGAAUGAGAAAAAACAGUUGGAGGCACACAUCCUCCGCAUGCAGGUGUGGUGUGAGAACCAGGGCAAGUGGCGGGCCCAUGUAUACGAAACAGAGACACUUGAGGAGGGCGAGAAGAAAACUCCAGUGUUUGUUUUGAUCAUACACCUGGUUGGGGCUGGUUCAAGUCAAAACCUGCAGAAAAGUAAUCAUGGAUGGGUUGUCUCCCGUACGCUACCAGAAUUUCACAAGAUGCAUCAACAACUUAUACAGAUUGGGUCAUGGUUGAAGAAGAAGGACUUACCUUACAUUGGAAGGUUCACAACAGUAGACGACAAGUUUAUACAGGAGAGUAAAGUGGCAAUUAAUGAAUACCUCAGUGCGGUGAUUAAGGAUGAGAGAAUGGCCCAGAGUGAGGUUUUGUGCCGGUUCCUAACCCCAACACCUGACUACCUGAAACAGCAGGAGACAGCAGCUAAAAAACAAACAUUCUUCUUUGACAGUAUUCUCAAAAGCCUCCCAAAAAUAGGCCAGGAGUCCCAUGACAAUGAGGAUGAAAUGCUGUUUUCUGUGGAUGAUAGUUCAAAACUGGACAGGAGCAAAGACUCUAUAGCAGAACCUUUUUAUAAGCUGGUGAAUGAAGUGUUUGAGCUGAGAGGCAUGUUUAAGUGGCUGAGGAAGAGUUUCAUAGCCUUUGUAGAAGUCAGCUUUGGUAGAUCCAUAAACAGACAGUUGAGGGACACGGUAGACUGGAUUUUCUCUGAACCUAUGAUCAUAUACUACAUACGCAUGUUCAAAGACUCAAUGUGGCCAGAUGGGAAGCUAGCUCCUUAUACUGAGGCCAAAAGUGAUGAGAAGAAAUUUAGAACACGGAUGGAGGCAAAGGAGAAAUUUCUUACAAAUAUUCCAGAUGCUCUGAAAUCUUUACUUGGAGAAAAUAAUGCACGAAGAGGCUCUAUCAAAGUGUUUGAAGUCCUUCAGGAUACCAGAUUAAACAAACACCUGUUUUAUAUUCUUUUGGAAGUGGUUUUGAUGGAGAUCUGCCCGGAGCUUAAUGACUCUGAGACAAUAAUGUCAUCUGCUGAAGUUAUUUCAUUAUAAUGGUAGUCAUGGUUCCACUGAGACAAUAUUGUUAUCUAGUCUUUACUGUAUCGUGAUAGUCAUGGUUCCACUAUGAAUAAUAUCUAAUUCCCGAAACGUUUGAAAUGAGAUUUUAAGCGUGACCUGAUGGUCUGAUGACCUGUAUUACUAGCUAUCAACAAAGAAUGCUAUUUACAGGAAAAUCGUCACCUUGUUGCUUGAUUUUGAUGUUGAAUAAUGAUUUGAGGAUAUACGUAAGCUGCAUAAUCAAAUUUCCGUGAUGGUGGGGAGAUGUUUGUACAAGGUUAAAGCAGAAUGGGGAAAGGAAAUAGGCAGUGAGAAGGCACUUGAUCACUCCUUAUUCAAUCUACUCACAAAGUAUCUUGUAUUGGUUCCACAAUACAAAUUUUUUAACAUGUUGUAGACCUCAUAGUUACUGUUGUUAGUGACAUCCCACCUAUAUAUUCUUGCCUGGACUUUUCCUUAUUGAUAUCAAUGAGGUAUAUUAUCAAUGUCUUCUUGCUCAAUUUCCUGUAGUACAGGUAUUCACCUUAGUUGGAAUUUAUAGUGAUGACAAAAAAUCUACUGCUGCUGUAGAAUUUUCCUUUCUUCAGUCUAGGUUUUGGCAGAAUGUCUGGAUUUCAUGUCUCAGAAAGGAUUAAUGAUUUCUAUUACGUUUGUCAUGAUUUGUUUAUGCAGAAUUUUUCUGAAGAGCUAUUUUGUUAACAUUUAGACAUUUUGUCGAAGAGGAUAACAUUGGCAUAAUAUCUGAAAGGUCAUGUGUAUAAAAUUAAGGUCAUCAUACGUAUUAAAUUCAUUAGCUAAGUAAUAACUGAUACUAAUCUGUUAAACAUAAAGAGAGAAGGAUUGGGGUUAUGAUGUCACUUUGUAUUUCAAUUAUGAUAACAGUGAAAAAUUUGAAAAUAAUGAUAAAGUAAGGUAAAAUAUGGCAUUAUGAUAUUGGACUUGAAACAAUGACUCUGAGAUGAUCAUAAUUGGGAUGUGUUGAUGUGCUAUGAUUUUACAUGAAGUCAUUUUAUGUUGCAUGUUGCUCUUCAUUUUAAAGAUACUGUAAUGUUUAUUUUCUUAUGAUGUACAAAUGCUGCCAUAAGGUGAUGCUUAUCUAGAUGCAUCAGAAACCUAAUGUCAGAUGUCCAAGGGAGAUUUAAAAUUGACAUGUUAAAACAAAAAAAACACUUUUCAGUGGAUUGCACAUAUACAUAUUUUUGUAGCUCUGUAAUGGACACAUGUGAAACUUAUAACAGGAAUGCUUCCAGAUCUUGUCCAUCUGUUUAUUAUAUAAGUUAUAUGUCUGGCUGAUGACAUGUAGGCCUGUCAAAUCAUUGAACAUUCCAUAGAUAUAAGCCUGUUUCCAUGAAGACCUCGUUUGUUAUGUCAGUUUGUUUACUCAUUUAUAUGUUUGUACAAUAUGAUAUAUAAAUAGUACAUGAAAUGUACAGAUUUUUUCCUCUUACAUACAUGUAGUAGUGUGAAGGGAUUUGUGCAAUAAAUAAACAAAAUGAAACAA